Molecule: messenger RNA, 887 nt
Organism: Nicrophorus vespilloides
Lineage: Eukaryota; Metazoa; Arthropoda; Insecta; Coleoptera; Silphidae
Product: protein insensitive-like
Exons: 3
Coding region: 162-815 (217 amino acids)
Molecular function (GO): DNA binding
Source: RefSeq, a predicted model, not a curated record
CUGUAAAUUACAAGAAAUUCGUAAUAGUUAGAAAAAUGACAAAUAGCGCAUUGUAAAGCUUAAUUAUUUGCCUUUAAUUGAAGUGCUCGUUGAUGGUUGUGUCUUUUAUGGUAAUCGAGUAAAACUAGAAUUAAGUUAAGGAAAAAUUGAAAAAAAAAAAUAUGGCAACUAAUAUUAGAACUAUAGGUCACAAGCAUAUGCUGGUGAAGUGCGUGUACAACUCGUCGACGUACUUUCAAAUCAUCGAGCCGUGCCAAAUCUUCGACUCGCUGAAACCAGGCGAACAAUACUACACUUAUUACAACAGCAGACGCGUUUCUUGCAACAUAAUUACGUCGUCGAAUGAUUUGGAUGAACUCAAAGAUGAGAUGUCUAACAUUAGAGUGCAGAACGCGCUCAAAACGCAGAACCCCAACAUCAGCGUUGCAUCGACAUCAUCAGCGUCGACGUCGUACAUUCAGAUGGGCUUGAGCACGAAACUGGAUGAAAACCAGAUGUUCGUUUUCGGACCGAACGGAUCGACGAUUUCCACUGCGAAGAUGACUCGCAUAGACUGGGAUAAUUACAGGGUGGCGGCUCGCGAUCUGCUCCUCGCGGUCUUCUCACCGGAGGUACUGGCGACGCACACCUUGCUGGGAAGGAACUCCUCGAGGCAAAGAUUGGACCCGAUAGUAGUCGAAGACGUGAUCUACAUUUUGUGCUAUAAAUGUAACGUGAGCAGAGAGGAGGUGUUCGAUACAAUUAAAAGGCGAUGCUUUCAAGAGUACACGAAGAAUCAACUUCAGUUGGGACGAGUGAACGACGAAAACACGUAAAAUUGAUAAGAAACCGAUUGAUUUAAAUUUUUAUGAAUAUUUUAAUAAAAAGGAAAGCAUAUUUUAAUUGAU